Messenger RNA from Purpureocillium lilacinum, 495 nucleotides. RefSeq lists its product as uncharacterized. Lineage: Eukaryota; Fungi; Ascomycota; Sordariomycetes; Hypocreales; Ophiocordycipitaceae. The record is from RefSeq and is a predicted model, not a curated record.
AUGAAGUCCACACUGGUCCUCAUUCUCUCGGCCCUGGCCGCCACAUCAGUGGCUCAGGAUCGGAAGGAUUACUUUCCAGAGUGCUCGAUGAAGUGCUUGGAUGAUGCAAUCAAGAAGGCUACCAACUGCUCACUGGACGAUGCGGUCUGCAUGUGCGUCCAGAAGAACUACGAGGACAUUUACAACCAAGGCGUCAACUGCGUGAUGCAGGCGUGCGGCCCCGACGACUCAAUCGGCAAGGUCCUUCCCGCAGGCGUCAAGUUUUGCUCUGCCGCAACUGCCCAGGCUAAGACGCGCACGGCAUCUCCCACGGCAUCGCAGACCGGCCCUGCCUCCGGCUCCGCCGCCGCCACCGGCAACACGUCUGCGGCAACUACUCCGGCGAGCGCGGCAACGGGCGCAGCAAGCUCCACCUCGACCGGUGGAGCAGUGGCCACGGCUGGACCUGCUCCUUUUGUCGCCCUUGUUGCAGCCGGAGUGAUGGCGGCGUUGUAA